Messenger RNA from Emericellopsis atlantica, 1411 nucleotides. RefSeq lists its product as uncharacterized. The coding region runs from base 279 to 1022 and encodes 247 amino acids. The transcript is spliced from 4 exons. Lineage: Eukaryota; Fungi; Ascomycota; Sordariomycetes; Hypocreales; Bionectriaceae. The record is from RefSeq and is a predicted model, not a curated record.
CAUCACCAAUAGUCUCGACAAUACAUGUGUAGACUAACUAGAGCGUGCAGGGGGUGUUGAACAGCUGACAUAUGACGUCGCUCGUGGCUGUAGAUUCCAUGCAUGCUUAACCCCGGAAUGUUUGACCAAUACCCCGGAUUUAAGUCCUCCGCGGCACGAUAUCUUACAAAGAGGACCAAGACGUUCAAGCUACAUAAAGAAAGCAAAGACGAGGGAGCAAAAGAUAGACUCACCUCACUCUCAUAAACUUGAACACACAGUACUUCGAGCCCCUCGUAAUGACUUCCUACCUUAUCACGGGCGCAAGCCGCGGUCUUGGACUGGCCAUGGUGCAAGCGCUCGUCUCGCAGCCUGCAAACCAGGUCACCAAGAUCUUCGCAGCGUACCGCACCAAGACAGAUGGCAUUACCGAGCUCUCCUCGUCCCACAACGGGAGGGUCGUCCCCGUCAGGAUGGAUGUCACCUCCCCGGACGAGAUCAGGGCUGCUGUGACAGAAGUCGAGAGGGCGCUGGAAGGCCAGCCUCUGGACGUCCUGAUCAACAAUGCAGGCGCGGCGCCUACCACACCCGGCGGUAUUGUAGAAAUGAAUGACCUGACUGCCACUUUGGAUCUCAAUCUUGUGGGCGUGCAGAGAGUGACGCAAAGCUUCAUGCCCUUGCUGGAGAAGAGCGCCGUGAAGAAGAUUGUCAACAUUUCAUCAACGAUGGGCUGCUUCGCGUACCAGGAGUACUUGGCUCAGGUCAAGACCCCUGCGUACAAAGUAAGCAAGGCAGCUCUCAACAUGUUGACUCUGCUAUGGGCCCAAGAAUAUGGUCCCAAAGGCUAUGUCAUUGCCGGCUUGUCGCCUGGUUAUGUUAAGACGGAUCUGAGUGGCGACGCAGCCGACCUCGAGGUCUCCGAGGCCAUUCCCGCUAUCAUGAAGGCCAUCGAGGGCAUGAGUCCGGAUGACAAUGGGAGGUUGCUGGACAUCAAGUUGCCAGGAUGGGAGCCCAGGUAUCUUGGCGGACCGCAGCCAUGGUAGACGCCCGUGGGUACUUGCCGGAGCGUACAUGUACAAGUACGGACUGAGCCGAGCCAAAUUUAGCGUGUUGAGUUCGCAGUCGCAGCUUUGAGGUGGAGAAUGACGUUGCGAUAUUCAUGCUGGCAAAGACUAUAUAUAUGUCUGUGCAGCGCCGUGGACCGUGGCCAGUGUCUGGACCGGUCUUAUGGAGUUGGUGGUUGAUAGGAUCCGCAACUGGGGGGCUCGUAUUCGUGCAUGUCGAACGUGCCACUGGACACAAUUGCGUGUCGAGAACAUAGAAGGGGGCAGUGUCGGUUAGUCAGGAUGCAAAAUCAAAUUUUUGUGUGUCAGAGCGCCCUCUUGCUUCCGGGCUGGCAGGAUUGAAUACAGGUUGUUGUUCAUCACCAUGG